This is a messenger RNA of Knipowitschia caucasica, 252 nucleotides long. Lineage: Eukaryota; Metazoa; Chordata; Actinopteri; Gobiiformes; Gobiidae. The record is from the annotation of a GenBank genome assembly.
AUGGCCGACACAGCAGAACCGGAAAAGUUGUCGUCAACGGACAACACAUCAACCAACGUGCCAUCCGUCAAGGCUCCCUCCAACAAAGCUACAUCCACAAAAGCUAAAAACAGCAAGUCUUCAACCUACAAGACCCGAUCUGAAGCUGGGAGUUUGCAGUUGAGGACAGGAGACAACGAGCUGAAAAAAGACGACGUUUGUGGAUGCUUCUCGGGUUGCGUCGCCGCCGCAAGCCAUCGGUGUGGGCCUUAA